This is a messenger RNA of Bolinopsis microptera, 1863 nucleotides long. Its product is annotated as inositol polyphosphate 1-phosphatase-like. Lineage: Eukaryota; Metazoa; Ctenophora; Tentaculata; Lobata; Bolinopsidae. Bases 70 to 1056 code for a protein of 328 amino acids. The transcript has 9 exons. Gene Ontology annotation, biological process: phosphatidylinositol phosphate biosynthetic process. The record is from RefSeq and is a predicted model, not a curated record. Gene Ontology annotation, molecular function: inositol-1,4-bisphosphate 1-phosphatase activity.
AUGAUAUACUGAGUUCAGUAUCUAAAGUACAGUUUGUAAGGGCUCUGUGCAGUAGUAAUACAUUAUGUGAUGAUGGACGCUAAGGUAUUCGUACAAUGUCUACUGAACCUGUCCGAACAAGCCUCUAAUCUAGCAUGUUUGGUACGAGAUGAUGAGCAGUUGAACGAACGACUGACUGCUUCCAAGUCAAAACGAAUGAAUGGAGAGGCUGACUUUAAAACACUAGCUGAUGUCCUAAUACAGUGUACUUUUAGUCAUGGGCUCAAAUCUAAGUUCCCAAACCACCAAAUAAAUGUGAGGGGAGAGGAAGACGGGAAAUUUCCCUCUGAAGACGGGAAACAGGUUAUACUGGAGAUAACAGACGACGUUCAGAAUACGAGGAACCUACUAGGUAAAGUUUUAAACGAUAAGAGUAUUGUGGAAAAGUUAAGUGGAGCAGUCCACAAGCAUAUAGAAGUACACGACGAUCUGGUUAACAAAGUAGCUGGUGUUCAUCUACCUGAUGUACUCAAUGUUUGGAUCGACCCCAUUGACAGCACCAAGAGCUUUAUAAAGGGAGGAGAGAGUUUGGAGAGUGUAACUGUGUUAGUCGGGGUUCAUCACGAGGGAGUACCAAUCGUGGGGGUAAUGACUUAUCCGUUCUCAAAACAGCAGAUUUGGGGAGUUUGUUUUGAAGGAAGCUGUGUAACUAGUGUUCCUAAACCUGUAGUUAACAGUAUGAUUAAGACAGUUUUUGUGAGUAAUCUUGAAACCGAACAGAAUCGAGACAAAUUAAGAAGUCAAGGAUACCAGGUGGAAACACCAACAGGAGCUGGGUUCAAAUUAGGCGGUAUAAUACUGGGGACAGCCUCUUUUUACUACGUGUCCAAGAAAAGCACAUACCAAUGGGACACGUGUGGACCGCACGCUAUAAUCCGGGCUAUGGGAGGGGAAGUAGUGCACAUAUCCACCCCCGACACAGCUAUCUUCUACAACGACAGCAUGGAGCCUAACGAGGGGUUUGUAGCUUACUUAGACAGGCAGGGGGCGGAGAAACUGCUGGAGUCGCUGAAAUAAUGUUUAAAUAAGUAGAUAAUAUUCAAUUAAAUGAUGUUUAACUUUAUAUGAAUCGUUGUUUUAACGAUUGCUGAUUGGCGUACUUUUUGAAAUACUAUUUCAUGUUAAGUUGGUUAGUUGUUAAUUUUUAAAUGUUACUGGUGGAUUGCCGUGAUAUUUGAGCUGUGAUGAUUCAGGAAUUAAUGAUAUUCCACUGUUUUGUCCCAUAAACAAAUAUAAAUACAGCUUUUAUUUGUGGGAGGGGUUGUUCACAUGUGUAAUCACUGAGGGGGAAGGAGGGGCUUCUUAAUGAUUACGUUCGUGUCAUUUUAACACAAUAGCUAUAUUUAAAACUUAUUACGGAGGGAGGGGAGGGGGAUUAAAAAUGGACCAAAAAGUGAUUACAUAAUAUGUGAACGACCCCUUACGUGUGUCAACACACACGUUAUUUUGUAAAUGGGGACAUCUUGAUCGGAGUUGGGGUUUUUCAUUUACGUUUUCAACAUAUUACGACGAUUUUAGUUUUAUCACCCGCUUUUAGUUUUAACAUGUAUAUUUAUUUAGUUUGUGCUUCAAGAGUCGCACUGUCACGAUUAUGUAAAUAAUUUCAUGGCGCUAUCUGAAGACCUGCGGAUUAAUAUUUGAUUGGGCACACAAAAAUAUCGUGCAAUUUGAUUGGAUACUAGUUGUCACGUGUUAAAUAAGAAACCCGCGUGCCGCGUACUUCAUAUCCUUGGAUGGCUCCAUUUAGUUAAUGUUAUCGAUUUGUGCUGAUAUAUUAAUUAUUUAAGUGAUAUUUGAAUUAUUUAUUGGCAAGUUACAAUUAAA